Tinamus guttatus (white-throated tinamou) is the source of this 2361-nucleotide messenger RNA. NCBI's taxonomy places the organism in Eukaryota, Metazoa, Chordata, Aves, Tinamiformes, Tinamidae. The record is from RefSeq and is a predicted model, not a curated record.
AUGGCAGCUGAGCGCUUCCCCGCUCAUCACACGUUGCUGGAGCAGCUCCUCCCAGAGCUCAGCGUCUUGCUCAAGCUGCUGGACCACGAGUACCUGAGCUCCACGACGCAGGAGAAGAAGGUGGCCGUGGCCACCAUCCUGCAGCAGCUGCAGCCGCCGCCAGGGAAGGACGUGGACUACCUGUACGUGAACACGGCGUCGCUGAGCAAUGGCACCAGCUUCGUGGAGUCCCUCUUCGAGGAGUUCGACUGUGACCUGCGGGAUCUCCAGGACAUGCAGGAGGAGGAUGGGGACACCAGCGAUGGCAUCGGCUUGGAGCUCGCGAGGAGCCCGCCAGCAAAGAGUGUUGCUGUGGACCCUGCUCCACCACUGCCCACAACUCCUCCACCUGAGGAUUACUACGAGGAAGCGCUGCCUCUGGGCCCGGGCAAGGCCCCGGAGUACAUCACGUCCCGCAACAGCUCCAGCCCGCCCAACUCCAUCGAAGACGGAUAUUAUGAGGAUGCAGACAGCAACUACCCCGUCACCAGGAUGAAUGGGGAGCAAAAAACCUCCUACAACGACUCGGAUGCAAUGAGCAGCUCUUACGAGUCCUACGACGAGGAGGAGGAGGAGGGGAAGGGCCAGCAGCUGACACACCAGUGGCCGUCAGAGGAAGCCUCCAUGAACCUGGUGAAGGACUGCAGGAUUUGCGCUUUCCUGUUGCGUAAGAAGCGCUUCGGACAGUGGGCCAAGCAGCUCACCAUCGUGCGGGACAACAAGCUGCUGUGCUACAAAAGCUCCAAAGACCGCCAGCCGCAUGUGGAAGUGCCCCUGGGCACCUGCAACGUCAUCUACGUGCCCAAGGACGGGCGGCGCAAGAAGCACGAGCUGCGUUUCACGCUGCCCGGGGCCGAGGCGCUGGUGCUGGCCGUGCAGAGCAAGGAGCAGGCUGAGGAGUGGCUCAAGGUGAUCAAGGAGGCGAGUGGUGCGGGAGCCGGUGGCCAGGAAGCCCCCACGUCCCCAGCGAUGCUGCGCAAGACGGACCUGGACAAGCGGCUCUCGCAGGAGAAGCACACGUCCGACUCGGACAGCGUGGCCACGGGCCAGCCCUGCUCCCCCGGGACCCGCAGGGAGCCCUGCGAGCACGGGAAAGGCAAGAGGAGCGGCUUGGCUGACCUGAAGGGCUCCAUGAGCCGGGCGGCGGGGAAGAAGAUCACCAGGAUCAUCAGCUUCUCCAAGAAGAAGCCUUCUCCCGAGGACACGCAGACCUCCUCCACCGAGGAGGACAUCCCCUGCUGCGGUUACCUCAAUGUGCUGGUCAACCAGUGCUGGAAGGAGCGCUGGUGUCGCCUGAAGGACAACACACUCUACUUCCACAAGGACCGCACGGACUUACGGACCCACGUGAACGCCCUUGUCCUCCGGGGCUGCGAGGUGGUGCCGGGACUGGGCCCCAAGCACCCCUUCGCUUUCCGCAUCCUUCGCCACGGGCAGGAGGUGUCCGCACUGGAGGCAAGCUGCUUGGGAGAUCUAGGCCGCUGGCUGGGCCUUCUCUUGGUGGAGACCGGCUCCGCCACGGCGCCCGAGGCCUUGCACUACGACUACGUGGACGUGGAGACGAUCGCCAGCAUCGUGACGGCGGUGCGGCACUCCUACCUGUGGGCCAGCUCCUGCCAGGACGGCCGGGCGGACUCGUCGCGCGUGGUCUACGACGACGUGCCCUACGAGAAGGUCCAGGCCGAGGAGCCGCCAGCACGGCCGUCGGGAGCCCAGGUGAAGCGCCACGCGUCCUCCUGCAGCGAGAAGUCGCGGCGCGUGGACCCGCAGGUCACGGUGAAGAGGCACGCGUCGAAUGCCAACCAGUACAGGUACGGGAAGAACCGGGCGGAGGAGGAUGCCAGGCGGUUCCUGACAGAGAAGGAGAAGCUGGAGAAGGAGAAAGCGUCGAUCCGCAGCGAGCUGCUGCUGCUGCGCAAGGAGAAGCGGGAGCUGCGGGAGGCUCCGGGCGCGUGCGCGUGCGGAGCAGGGCAGCAGCUGCAGGAGCUGGAGCAGCGCGUGGCGGAGCUGGACGAGCGCUGCCGCCGCAACGAGCAGCGCCGCGUCGACCUGGAGCUCAAGCUGGGCGAAGUCAAGGAGCGGCUCAAGCAGUCGCUGGCCGGAGGGCCGGCCCUGGGGCUGGCCGUGACGGGCAAGGCUGAGAACGGGGAAGCAGCCAGCAAGCCCAACGGGAGCCCCCCUGAGCACUUGGUCCCCGUUAACUGUGCAGCGGAGAUGAGGAAGAGGAGCCCGUCCAUCCUCCCUGCCAACAAAGGCAACGUGCUGCGGAAGGCCAAGGAAUGGGAGCAGAAGCAGCCCUAAGCCGGGCUGCGGGAACGCCGG